AUGCAUUUAGUCCAAGUGCAGUCCCAGCCAGAAUAUCACCAGAGAAUGCUCAAGGUUUUCGUUUUUUUCGCCCUGCUGAGUGGGGUCCUAACCGCCACGGUCAUUUACCACCACCCCGUGAUCUAUCAUCAUCCUCUGCCGGUGGCCUCCACGCCCCAGGAACUGGAUCAGCAUCCUGGCUACACCAUCGUGGCACCUCUCACCAAGAUUGCCCACGUCACCUACGAUUCCGUGCCCAUUUCGCACACGCCCUACGAACAUGUUCCACUCUUCCAGCGGAUCGGUCAUGUGAAGAAUAAGAGGUUCUAG
Molecule: messenger RNA, 309 nt
Organism: Drosophila takahashii
Lineage: Eukaryota; Metazoa; Arthropoda; Insecta; Diptera; Drosophilidae
Source: RefSeq, a predicted model, not a curated record